This is a messenger RNA of Acaromyces ingoldii, 1669 nucleotides long. RefSeq lists its product as hypothetical. The record is from RefSeq and is a predicted model, not a curated record. Lineage: Eukaryota; Fungi; Basidiomycota; Exobasidiomycetes; Exobasidiales; Cryptobasidiaceae. The transcript is spliced from 3 exons. The coding region runs from base 67 to 1635 and encodes 522 amino acids.
AGAUCCGCUUCUUUGUCGCUGUCUCGCCGCGCCUUUCUUCCAUCGUCCUAUUUUUAUAUUCGGCCCAUGGCCACCGUCGAUGCGCGCGUGCCUCGGCAGUUCCCGACGGCGCCGAGCGGCAGCAGCGGCAGCAAUGGGCGCGCUACACCAACGAUAGCAGAGCGCGCAGAUGCGCUGGCCGUGUACGAGGACGCGGUGCAGGAGCCGGCGCUCGAGUGCGGCAACCUGGCCUCGCUCUACUACAACGCCCAGGACCUCGGAAGCCGGCGGCCCGAGGCGCGCGUGCUGCGCGAGGACUUUUGCUCGUCGGCCAUUGUGGCACAGACGUGGGUGGGCCUCGACGAGGGCCACCAGCGCGCCCAGGGCGUCGAUGUUGACCUGAGGGCGCUCGAGGUGGCUCGCAGGCGGGCGACGAGGCCGGGUCGGGAGAAUGGUCAGGCACCCCGCGUGAUCCUCUUGCAGAGCGGGCAGUACGGUGAGGGGCACGAGGCGAGGAUCGUCGAAGCAGAGGUGCAGCACGAGGCGGAACUGAAGAGGGAGGGGAAGAAACAAGAGGAGGAGCAAGGGCAAGAGCAAGAGCAAGAGGAGGAGCGGCAGCAAAAGGAGAGCAAGACGACUUGGAGCGUCGGUGCGACGACGGACCGAUUUGAGCGCCGCUUCCAGGCCCGUCUGCGGCGGCAGCAGGAGCAGACAGCAAAGGAGAAGGCGCGCGAGUCCCUGACAAACGCCGAAGAGGACGACCUGUCAGCGACACCCGCACUGACACUGAUGCACGCCGACGUGCUCUCGCUGCCGUUGCCGCUGCCGCCGCAUGUCACACCCGUGGCUGCACCGGACAUUGUCUACGCGGGCAACUACGCCCUCUCCUACUUCCACACGCGGCCCCUCCUGAUCGCCUACCUCGCCCAGGUCGCACGCACGCUCCGACGGGGCACCGGCUGCCUCAUCGUCGACCCCUUUGCCGGGCCCACGUCGUGGUCCUCGAGCGCGGCCGAGCAGGCGGCCCUCUGGUCCGCCUUUUCCGCCGAGCCGGGCUUCCUGCGCGGGCCAGGCGACCCGCCGGUGCCUGUGUCCGACGACGCCGCGCUCCAAUUCUGGUCCGCCCCGCCCUCGCAGGCCGAGGGCGGCGCGGCAGACUGGCGGCGAUGGCCGCGCGGCAACCUCGUCAAGGUGCGCCAGGGCGCCCUCUUUGGCGGCUACGACUACUACCGCGAAGACUCGCCGCUGGACCACGCAUCGAACCGCUUCAGAAUGAGCCUCAGCUUCCGAUUCAGGGGCGACGGCAGCUGGCUGCGCGACUACUUCAGCUACGACUUUCGCGCGUGGAGCAUCAUGGAGAUCAAAGAGGCCAUGCACGAGGUCGGCCUUCGCCACGUCGAGGUGCAUGCAAUCGAGCGCGCCGACGAGAGCGCCGACGAUGACCACGACGACGACACCGACGCCGUGCCGCGCUCGCCCACCGACGACGACGACGACGACGACGACGGUAUCGAAGGCGACUUUGCGCUGCUGGGGAGGACGGAGCGGAGCGAGGCGGGCAAAAAGUCAUUCAGGCACCUCAAGCCCGACGACUCGGAGAAGCUGUUUGCGACCAGGAGCUUUGGCACAUACAUUGUGGCGAGAGCGCCAGAAUGAUAAAGAUACAUAGACGUAUAAUCAUUGCACUGAG